Molecule: messenger RNA, 2858 nt
Organism: Musa acuminata subsp. malaccensis (wild Malaysian banana)
Lineage: Eukaryota; Viridiplantae; Streptophyta; Magnoliopsida; Zingiberales; Musaceae
Product: homeobox-leucine zipper protein ROC8-like
Biological process (GO): regulation of DNA-templated transcription
Molecular function (GO): lipid binding; DNA-binding transcription factor activity, RNA polymerase II-specific; DNA binding
Source: RefSeq, a predicted model, not a curated record
UGCAUGAACUGGCUGCUUCUUUAGCGGAUGGUAGUAGUUUAGAGCAAGUAGAAGUUGGAAGUUGGGCUCGAUGGAUUCCGGCGACGAACAGGACGUCCCCGAUGCCAAGGGGAGGAAGAAGCGGUACCACCGGCACACCCCGAGGCAGAUUCAAGAGCUUGAAUCGAUGUUCAAGGUUUGUCCGCACCCGGACGAGAAGCAGAGGAUGCAGCUGAGCCGGGAUCUGGCGCUGGAGCCGCGACAGAUCAAGUUCUGGUUCCAGAAUCGGAGGACGCAGAUGAAGGCGCAACACGAUAGGGCGGACAACUGCGUGCUGCGUGCCGAGAACGACAAGAUCCGGGCCGAGAACAUCGCCAUGAUGGAGGCUCUCAAGAGCGUCAUCUGCCCCUCCUGUGGCGGCCCUCCCACCCAUGAGGACUCCUACUUCGACGAUCAGAAGCUGCGGAUGGAGAACGCAAGGUUGAAGGAAGAGCUUGAUCAUGUCUCGAGUAUUGCAUCAAAAUACCUUGGAAGGCCUGUCACGCAGCUUCCCCCAGUGCAGCCAGUCUCUGUUUCAUCAUUGGACUUAUCAGUUGGGGUUUACAGUGGUCCAGAGGUGAACCCUACCCUCGAUCUUGAUCUCCUGCGCCGGAAUUGUUCUUCUGCUUUCCCGUACCCAUACACCCCAGCCGUUUCCGAGCUUGAGAAACCUCUCAUGGUGGAGAUGGCCACUGGUGCAGCGGAGGAAGUUCUCAGGCUUGUGCAGACCGAUCAACCCCUGUGGGUGAAGUCCGGAAGUGAUGGCAGGGACAGACUUCAGCUUGAAAUCUACGACAGGAUGUUCCAGAGGUCAGGCCAGCAUCUCAGGUUCCCACACACUCGAACUGAGACGUCGAGGGACUCGGCUCCUGUCGCCAUGAAUGCUAUGACAUUGAUCGACAUGUUCAUGGAUGCGAGCAAGUGGGCGGAGCUUUUUCCCAGCAUUGUUGCCAAGGCGAGGACCAUCGAGGUCCUCGCAGCCGGGAUGGCCAGCAGCAGAAGCGGCUCUUUGGUGUUGAUGUACGAGGAGCUGCAAGUUCUCUCACCUCUUGUUCCUACGCGCGAGUUCUGCUUUCUGCGGUAUUGCCAGCAGAUCGAAUCGGGUAUGUGGGUGGUGGCCGAUGUCUCGGUGGACUAUCCAAGAGACAACCAGCUCGGCCUUUCUCCCCGAUCAAGGAGGCUUCCUUCAGGCUGCUUGAUCGAGGAAACGCCCGAUGGCUAUUCCAAGAUUACUUGGGUCGAACACAUGGAAAUCGAUGCAAAUGAUCAACCCCACGUCCUGUUCAAGGAUCUAAUCAACAGCGGGACGGCAUUUGGAGCACAGCGCUGGAUCACCACCCUCCGUAGAAUGUGCGAGAGGUUUGCCUGCUCAAACGUCGCUGGUCUCCCGGGCAGAGACCUCGGAGUGGUUUCUUCCCCCGAUGGUAAGAGGAGCAUGAUGAAGCUUGCUCAGAGGAUGGUGAACAACUUCUGUGCCAACGUUGGUGCAUCGAGCGAUCAGAAAUGGACGAACGUGUCAGGGUCGAACGACGUCGGCGUCAGGGUUGUGCUUCAGAAAACCUCAGAUGCUGGCCAGCCCAGCGGCGUCGUCCUCUGUGCCGCAACCUCAAUAUGGCUGCCCGUGUCAGCUGAGCGGGUCUUCAGCUUGUUUAAGGACGAGCGAACUCGCACUCAGUGGCACAUUCUAUCAAAUGGCAACACGCUACAAGAGGUGGCUCACAUCACGAAUGGCUCUCAUCCGGGGAAUUGCAUCUCUCUUCUUCGUGGGCUCAGUUCUUCCCAGAACACCAUGUUGUUACUCCAGGAGUGCUGUACCGACGCGUCAGGGUCGGUGGUGGUCUACUCCCCCAUCGACCUACCGGCCAUCAACAUCGUCAUGAGCGGCGAGGAUCCAUCCUACGUUCCGCUGUUGCCGUCGGGCUUCGCCAUACUACCGGACGGGCGAUCUGCCGGGGGACAAGGAGCAUCGUCCAGCUCGACUCCGAUGGUCGGCUCAUCUGGCUCGCUGGUGACUGUCGCGUACCAAAUACACUUGAGCAGCUUGCCGUCCGCCAAACUCAACAUGGAGUCAGUAAUGACCGUGAAUCACUUGAUCGGCACCACAGUUCAGCAAAUAAAGGUUGCAUUGAACUGUGCGGAUGCCUGAUGCUCUCCCGAGCUACGUCUCCCCUCUUCUCUCUCCCAUCAGCUCUUUCUUUACUGCUACAGAUCUGAUGGAGUCUCUUGAGGCCUUCGAUGUGGCAUUCAAGACGGGAUUAAAGUGGGUCUUCUUGUGUUGGUUAGUUGGCCUUGAAUGCUUCCCUCCAUUGAGGGGGCUUCAAUUCCAACUUUAAGAUGCUGCUGCUGCUGCUGCUAGGCGCAGGACAAUCUGAUUCUCUUACAGGAACCCGUCAGUCUUUACAUUUACAAGAACUUGAUGAAGGAAGUCAAGAACGCACCAUUGCCUGCUUCUCCUCUUCUGCUGCUGUCAUAAAUCCUACUUGUCCUUCAGGUUUCUUUCUUUAGGCCUGCUUCCUUCUCUCCUUUCCCUUGCUUCAAUCCCAUUCUUUCCUUUCUUCAUGCAGCAAGUGGUGAUGGUUCGGGCAUUGACUUCUGUCCAUAAACAUUUACUGAUGAGCAUUUACUUUGAAGAUGGUAUCGAUGGUGUUGUUGUUGUUGUUGUUGUUGUUGUUACGGUAUUCCAUGCAUUCGUCUUCACUCUGGAAACAGUAGUGAGCAGCACUGAGUUGGAUGCUGCAACUAAAUUCUAUCAGGCUAUCGAUCUGUAACUUCAUAUCUUAGAGUGGUCCCUUCGCACCACUCUUCUUUGAUCUUUGCAUUAGUUCUUGCUAACAAUUCUA